AUGGCUAAUAAAGAAAAAAAAAUGGAGUAAUAGAAUAACUCUUUUAAUAAUCUAGAAGAUUUAAUCAAAUCUAACUUGUAAGCUCUAACUCAUAUUGACUUACAGUUAAAAAAUUGUACUCUAAGUAAAGAAUAAGUUGCUUAGCUUAACACUUGUUUAGUCUAAUGUUAAAAAUUAGAAUCUUUAGUAUUAAAUCUUAAUAAGGAAAAUAUUUCAGAUGAUUAGAUUAAUUAAUUAUUUUUAGAAUAUCCCUACUUUAAAUCUUUUGUUGAAACUGGUAAUAAUAUGAGCAAUGAUUAAAUAUAUGACCAAAUUCUGUUUUUCAGAAGUAUUUUUUAUGAAGGAUACGAAGCUUGUUAAGAACCUAGAUUAAAUGAAAUUGAAAAUAAAAGUAAUAUUCUAUUAGAAGAAACGAUGGGUAAUCUAAUUAAUCUCAACAGUUUAGACUUAAUAUUAGAUGGAAAUUCAAUUGGUGAUGAAGGUGCAGUUUAAAUUUGCACAGUUCUACGUAGAUGUAAAACACUUACUAGCUUAAAUCUGCAGCUUUGGAAAAAUAAAAUGGGUAAUACAGGGAUGUAGAGUAUUGCAGAAGGUAUUAGUAGUUGUGUUAAACUCACAAGUUUAAUUUUAAAUGCAGGCUAAAAUUUAUUUGGGAAAGAAGGUGCAUUUUAUAUUAGUACAGCAUUAAGUAGCUGUAGAAAUUUGACGCAUUUAGAUAUUUGCCUGUCCAACAAUUAAAUUGGAGAAGAAGGAGCAUCUAUUUUUUGUAGAGUAAUAGGUAGCUGUAAAUUACUUAUUAAUCUAAAAUGCAUGCUUUGUAAUAAUUAAAUUGGGGAUGAAGGAGCAAAUUCUUUUGGAAUAGCAAUAAGUAGCUGUAAGUUACUAACUCAUUUAAAAUUUAAUCUUAGGGAGAAUAAAAUAGGUGAUAAAGGGGCAUUAAACUUUGGAUUAAGUUUAAGUAAAUGCCAUUAACUUACCAGUUUAGAUAUUGGAAUCGAAUUAAAUUAAAUUGGAAAUGAUGGAGCUUCUGCUAUUGGUAGGGCUAUUGGUAAUUGUAAAUUCCUGACAAAUCUCUAGUUUUAGAUUUAUCGAAAUAAAAUUGGAGAUAAAGGGGCUUAAAAUAUUGGAUUAGGCUUAAGGAAUUGCACUUAACUUAUAAAUUUAAAAUUUAUUAUAGGCAAAAAUUAAAUUGGGAAUGAUGGAGCUUCUACUAUUGGUACAGCACUUGAGAACUGCAAAUUCCUUAAUUAUCUCAAUUUUGAUAUUUGGAAAAAUCAAAUAGGUGAUAGAGGAGCAUAAAAUAUAGGAUUAGGUUUGAGUAACUGCACUCAACUAACAAAUUUACAAUUUUACAUAAGCGAAAAUUAAAUUGGGGAUGAUGGAGCUUCUACUAUUGGUACAGCACUUGGGAACUGCAAAUUCCUUACUAAUCUCAACUUUUAAAUUUGGAAAAAUCAAAUUGGUGAUAGAGGAGCAUAAAAUAUUGGAUUAGGUUUGAGUAACUGCACUCAGCUUACAAAUUUAGGAUUUGGGAUAAGUUCAAAUUAAAUUGGGGACGAUGGAGCUUCUACUAUUGGUACAGCACUUGGUAACUGCAAGUUCCUUACUAAUCUCGACUUUAAUAUUUAGAAAAAUCAAAUUGGUGAUAGAGGAGCAUCAAACAUUGGAUUAGGUUUGAGUAACUGCACUCAACUCACAAAUUUAGAAUUUGGGAUAGGCUAAAAUUAAAUUGGGGAUGAUGGAGCUUCUACUAUUGGUACAGCACUUGGUAACUGCAAGUUCCUUACUAAUCUCAACUUUUAAAUUUGGAAAAAUCAAAUUGGUGAUAGAGGAGCAUAAAAUAUUGGAUUAGGUUUAAGUAACUGCACUUAGCUUACAAAUUUAAAAUUUGGGAUAAGGUAAAUUUAUCUCAUUUAUAAUUUUUGA
Messenger RNA from Tetrahymena thermophila SB210, 1926 nucleotides. RefSeq names its product tetratricopeptide repeat protein. Gene Ontology annotation, cellular component: cytosol; perinuclear region of cytoplasm; nucleus. Gene Ontology annotation, biological process: nucleocytoplasmic transport; activation of GTPase activity. Gene Ontology annotation, molecular function: small GTPase binding; GTPase activator activity. The record is from RefSeq and is a predicted model, not a curated record. Lineage: Eukaryota; Ciliophora; Oligohymenophorea; Hymenostomatida; Tetrahymenidae. The transcript is spliced from 22 exons.